AUGCGGGCGCUGUUCCCCUACAGAUCACACCAUAGUUCUCGCCUGGACAGUAUAACUCCAGCUCCGGAUAUCCCGUGGAGCCUGGUCGGUUCAGCAAAUGAAGGCCUACAAGACCAGCUAGAGCAUUUAUACUGGGAAGGCAUAAAAGGAGAGCUUGAGAAUAUCAUUCGCACAUUGAAAGCAUGGGAACAGCCAGGGCUCACGUCUGUUACUAUCGAGGACGAGCAGGAUGACCACAUCCACGGGUUCGACACCUUCAUCAGUCAAGUUAGUCAAGAGUCUCGAGCGUUUGCCAUCCGAUACGGAAAGAAAAGGGAAGAGUGGGAGGAUGCGAGGAAGAACAAGCUACUCCCACCAAAAGCGUCCUACAAAGAUACCCUCAUUAAUCAAUAUUUGGACCAAAUGGCAGAGUAUAAUAUCACCGAACUUAAGUUUGGAGUGAGACAGGCAAUAGAGGUGUCAUCUGCGAACAGUGCUACUGGCUUCACUUUUACGGAAAUGAGCGUUAUCAAAGGUGAGAAUCACCUCAGCACUGGCGGAUUUGGAAGUAUCCAGUGCGGCAUCUUGAAACUGGGUGAACAUGUAGCUCUCGCAAAGUACAAGGGGUUGCAAACUAUUGUUGGGCUAAAGGCCAACAAAAACCGCCCUGCCACAAUCUCAGGAGUAAAAGCGACACCGAAUGAGGAUAACACGAAACCUAAGAAAAUACCUGGAUGGAGACCAGGCAAACUGAUGACCGUCGCCGACAAAAGCCUCCACGACUCCGCAACUCGAAGUCCUUCAGAGAGUUCUACAAGUGUUGCGACAGAGGCCCAGGCAGAUGGGGACAUACCCCUAUUUUUCAGGAAAUUCACCGAGAAGUAUCCUUUUGGAAAUGUCCAUAUGGCCCUUCGAGUCGGGCCUCUGGUCAUCGAAAACGGCGUCUCUCAUGCGAAACGGGGGGCCUUGGUCACUGUUAGGGAGACUCCCGUUUUCCACCAACGCUUUGAUUUGGUUAACUCCUGCGACCGAUGCUUCUCAGUAAGCGAAGGGAACUCUGGCAGAUUACUGUGGCAGCAGAAGACCCGACCGAGGGGACUUUCCAAACGAUUCAAGGCUAUCAUGAAACAAGUAGUCGGCGUUCCGUUUUCGGGCAUCCUAGACAACGAAUCUCUUGAGAGCCAGAUUGUUGAGGACAUUGUGGUAGCAAGCAAACUGCCGUUUGACGACCCAGGGCUUUCAGGCGCAGAUCAACGUAGCCUGUUAGACUCUGCAAUCGGCCCACUGCUUGCAAAACUCCAAUCUUUGAUGGGGUGGAGAGUGAAAGUCUAUAUAGAGAGUAUAUCUAAUCGGCUCCUGGAUCUCAAGACUAACAUCUCCUGGAGUCUCACAGGUAAUAACUGCCAAAGCUUUUGCAACGCAAUUCUUGAACCAGACUUAUUCGAACCUCUUCUCAACGGUCCUGAAAGGAAGAGCGGCCCAUACGGCGAGCCGCUGUAUCUUAUGAGUUUCGUAUGCCCGCAGGAUGGAUAUCAAAAGCGCAAAGUCCGCACCAAGUUCGACGUGCCUAUCGGCCUGACUGAGGAGUACCUCCUGAAGUUUCACUUCGGUCGCCACGAUGAAGCGGACAUCAUCGAUACCCUACUGGAAUACUGGUAUGACUGGGGCGCGUUCGCAGCGCCGCUAUACAAGUACCAGGAUCUCUUCCCUUGGGAUUGCACGGAGGCAUAUGGGAAGUAUCCAACAAGGUGCGGGGAUUGCAACCUUGCAAAGCAUGUCUGGGCAUUUCCUUUCGACUCAUGGUCCAUGGUUGCGCUGCACUUAGCCCGAGACCAGCAUUUGUACGCGCCAGACCUUUCAAAGGCAGCCGAGACAAAGCCCAAACCCGCGGCCUGGAUGGAGAACCGUCUGUUAGUUCUCACUGCUUCGUACCUCCUAACGCGUGCCGCAGUAGCCAUGGCAAAGACACCGAAAUUCUGUUCCGCAACGUCGUGGCUACAUUCGAAGAAGAGAGGUCUGCGAGCUGAGGAUCCGUCGCUUUCGCGGGUAAAGCUCGGCGGCAUCCAUCGCGCUCAGCCAUUCAGCCACUACUUCGAGGCUGGGACGUAUAGUCAUUACUUCAUUGCCGAGUGGGCUCUCCUAUCGCGAAGGGACCAAAUCGAGGCAUAUGAACUGAUGCGGGAUGGCCGCAUCAAACUCCUCGACGUACCUUACGCCUUCAGCUCUCGGAGCAGAUUCGAGCACACAAGCGAUGGCUCCUCGAAUUUCUCCGGUUUUGACGGGAUUGGCUCUGGGAUUGACGCUGCAGGGCCGACUCACUCAGGAUUAAGCAGCUUUGAAGACGGGCCGACGCAUUAUGACGCCGGGUUGAGUGUCUAUAGUCCGUCACCGGAUGCCGCUGCGUGCGGUGAAGGGGUUCUUGCGGGGGUGCAGCUUGUGGGGGAGGUGGUGGAAGUUGUGGAGGUGGAAGUUGUGGAGGUGGAAGUUGUGGAGGUGGAAGUUGUGGAGGCGGCGGAGGUUGUGGAGGCGGAGGCGGCGGAGGCGGCGGCGGAGGCUGCGGAGGGGAUUAAAUCCGAAGAGAAGGAUGGUGAAUGA
Molecule: messenger RNA, 2574 nt
Organism: Arthroderma uncinatum
Lineage: Eukaryota; Fungi; Ascomycota; Eurotiomycetes; Onygenales; Arthrodermataceae
Exons: 6
Coding region: 1-2574 (857 amino acids)
Source: RefSeq, a predicted model, not a curated record